GCGUGAACUGCCUGGCCUAUGACGAAGCCAUCAUGGCACAGCAGGACCGGAUCCAGCAAGAGAUCGCAGUGCAGAACCCACUGGUGUCAGAGCAGCUGGAGCUGGCAGUGCUGUAUAAGGAGUACGCCGAGGACGACCACAUCUACCAGCAGAAGAUCAAGGACCUGCUCCAGAAGUAUUCCUACAUCCGGAAGACGCGGCCGGACGGGAACUGCUUCUACCGCGCCUUUGGCUUCGCCCACCUGGAGGCUCUGCUGGAGGACGGGCAGGAGCUGCAGCGGUUCAAGGAGGUGUCUGCCCGCAGCAAGGAGGAGCUGGUGGCACAGGGGUUCACCGAAUUCACCAUCGAGGACUUCCACAACACGUUCAUGGAGCUGAUUGAGCGGGGGGAGCGCCGCGUGCCACUGCCGGAGCUGCUGGCGGCCUUCAACGAGCCCAGCACCUCCGACUACCUGGUGGUCUACCUGCGCCUGCUCACCUCGGGCUGCCUCCAGCGCCACCGCCGCUUCUUCGAGCAGUUCCUGGAGGGCGGCCGCAGCAUCAAGGAGUUCUGCCAACAGGAGGUGGAACCCAUGUGUAAGGAGAGCGACCACAUCCACAUCAUCGCCCUGGCACGAGCUUUGCACGUCUCCAUCCUGGUGGAAUACAUGGACCGG
Molecule: messenger RNA, 656 nt
Organism: Charadrius vociferus (killdeer)
Lineage: Eukaryota; Metazoa; Chordata; Aves; Charadriiformes; Charadriidae
Gene: OTUB1
Product: OTU deubiquitinase, ubiquitin aldehyde binding 1
Exons: 6
Biological process (GO): protein K48-linked deubiquitination; negative regulation of double-strand break repair
Cellular component (GO): nucleus
Molecular function (GO): cysteine-type deubiquitinase activity; ubiquitin binding
Source: RefSeq, a predicted model, not a curated record